Molecule: messenger RNA, 645 nt
Organism: Tilletiaria anomala UBC 951
Lineage: Eukaryota; Fungi; Basidiomycota; Exobasidiomycetes; Georgefischeriales; Tilletiariaceae
Product: endoplasmic reticulum vesicle protein 25
Exons: 3
Biological process (GO): Golgi organization; intracellular protein transport; endoplasmic reticulum to Golgi vesicle-mediated transport
Cellular component (GO): COPII-coated ER to Golgi transport vesicle; Golgi apparatus; endoplasmic reticulum
Source: RefSeq, a predicted model, not a curated record
CUGGUCGCUCUCUCGCUCUGCCUGCAAUGUGUCUCGGCGAUCAAGUUCGAGGUGCCAGCAUCCCACGAGCCGUACGAGAAGUGCGUGUGGAACUACGCACUGGCUAACACGUUGGUCGUGAUAACCGUCAACAUCUCGCCGAUGGGCAGCAACUCGGACAAGCAGGCGAUGGAUGUGCAGAUCGUCGAUGGAAGCAAGCACAAAAAUGUUUACCUCAACAAGAAGAAGGUCGAGGGCGAGACGAGGAUGGCUAUCAACACCCACAGCAACGCCGACCUCGGUGUGUGCUUCAAGAACCACCUGAGCAAGAGCGUGAGCUCACGAGGUACCCAUUCAUAUCAUGCUGUUGUCGACCUCGAUGUCGACAUUGGCGCCGAUGCUGUCGACUACAAUGCCAUCGCCAACCAGGAGUCACUGUCUGGCCUCGAAACCGAGCUAAGAAAGCUGGAAGCGGUUGCGGAUGAGGUUCUCAACGAGAUGGACUAUCUCAAGAAGCGGGAAGCACGGAUGCGAGACACAAAUGAAUCCACCAACGAACGGGUCGCAAAGUUCGGCUGGCUGACGAUUGUGGGAUUGCUAGCCCUCGGGAUAUGGCAGAUCGUUCACUUGCGGGGCUUUUUCAAGCGCAAAUACCUCAUCGAUUGA